CCCCUGGCGGGAGUAGUGACGGGGCGGGGCUAUAGGCUGCGCGCCGCGCGCUGUCCCAGGUCGGAAACCAGAGCCGCAGGCAGCGAGAAGCGCAUCGCCUGGCAGGGAUGCUGCGGGCGGGAGCACCAACCGGGGACUUACCCUGGGCAGAAGUCCACACCGGGACGACCAUCAUGGCAGUGGAGUUUGACGGAGGUGUAGUGAUGGGCUCUGACUCCCGGGUGUCUGCAGGAGAGGCGGUGGUGAACCGAGUGUUUGACAAGCUGUCCCCUCUCCACCAGCGCAUCUUCUGUGCACUCUCUGGUUCAGCAGCUGAUGCCCAAGCCGUGGCCGACAUGGCCGCCUACCAGCUGGAGCUCCAUGGGCUGGAACUGGAAGAAGCCCCGCUUGUUCUGGCUGCUGCAACAGUGGUGAGAAACAUCACCUACAAAUACCGGGAAGACUUGUCUGCACAUCUCAUGGUAGCUGGCUGGGACGAGCGUGAAGGGGGCCAGGUAUAUGGAACCCUGGGAGGAAUGCUGACCCGACAGCCCUUUGCCAUUGGUGGCUCCGGCAGCACCUAUAUCUACGGUUAUGUGGACGCAGCAUAUAAACCAGGCAUGUCCCCUGAGGAGUGCAGGCGCUUCACUACAGACGCUAUUGCUCUGGCCAUGAGCCGGGAUGGUUCUAGCGGAGGUGUCAUCUACCUGGUCACCAUUACAGCUGCUGGUGUGGACCAUCGAGUCAUCUUGGGCAAUGAGCUGCCAAAAUUCUAUGAUGAGUGAAUCUUCCUCAGACGUCCCUCUCUUAUUUUAUAAUAAAUGUUCUAGGAUCAGAA
This is a messenger RNA of Nycticebus coucang (slow loris), 817 nucleotides long. It is a transcript of the gene PSMB9, whose product is annotated as proteasome 20S subunit beta 9. NCBI's taxonomy places the organism in Eukaryota, Metazoa, Chordata, Mammalia, Primates, Lorisidae. Gene Ontology annotation, molecular function: threonine-type endopeptidase activity. The record is from RefSeq and is a predicted model, not a curated record. Bases 108 to 764 code for a protein of 218 amino acids. Gene Ontology annotation, cellular component: proteasome core complex. The transcript has 6 exons.